Anastrepha ludens (Mexican fruit fly) is the source of this 1656-nucleotide messenger RNA. RefSeq lists its product as uncharacterized. The transcript is spliced from 2 exons. The coding region runs from base 1 to 1656 and encodes 551 amino acids. The record is from RefSeq and is a predicted model, not a curated record. Lineage: Eukaryota; Metazoa; Arthropoda; Insecta; Diptera; Tephritidae.
AUGCCCAAAGGCAGCAAAUCGAAAAAGGGUAUCGACGACACAUCAUCCGAUGCAACGAUCAACAGCUCCGAUUCAAUUUCGUUUAAUAAAAGGAAAAGUGCGUCGAUUAAGCACCAAUUAAUUGCGUUAAACAAAACAUUGUCGUCGCAUCGUCUUGGUGAACUUGAUGAAGCUGAACUUUCUGUCCACAUGGAGUACGUCGAAAGCAUUCACGACAACUUUGACCACGUGCAUUCUAUUCUCGAAGAAGCUGAUCCACGCGAACUAGAUGGAGUAGGCCGAGCAGAAUUUUUCGACGUGUACCUAGAAGUCAAAGCAAAGCUGUCGCGUGAGCUCAAUUUGCAUCGGAAGACAAACGUAAGACAUUCAUCGACUGCUAGGCAUUUCGCAUUGGAAGAAUCGCCAUCAACUAGCGUUAUUGACAAGGACCUCGAGUUAAGCAAAGUGGAGAAACUCCAACAUUUACGCGCUAGUCUGCAAGGAGCCGCUUUGGAAACAAUUUGCUCACUAGAACCGGUUGAGGAGAAUUAUGACAAAGCCAUUGCCCUAUUAAAAAAUCGAUUUGAUAAUAAAUUACUUAUUUUUCAGGCUCACAUUAGGGCGAUUAUCGAAUUGAAGAGUGUUGAUAAAGGUUCAGCCAAUCGUUUGCGCGAAUUGUGCGACAAUUUUAAUUCCCAUCUUCGUGCACUUAACACCAUGGCAACACCAGAACAAAUAUCGGAUGGUUUGCUCAUACAUCUUGUUACUAGAAAGUUCGAUCAGAAGACGCAGGAGAAGUGGGAGGAGGACUUGCCCACGCAGACAUUGCCAACUUUGAAUUCAAUGACCUCAUUUCUGGAGAAGCGGUGCCGAAUUAUGGAAAAUUUGGAAGGUGCUAUGCAAACACUUAGCAAUCAGAUUGGCAAACAUUCGAAGGCAAAUAAAGGUAUUAGAAAUGCUUUGGUAGCAUCCUCAAGUAGCUCUAGCUUUUGCAUAUUUUGCGAUUCGAAAGAACAUUACAUAAAUAGUUGUUUAAAAUUUUUAAAUUUGUCGCCAAAUUUGCGCUACAAAGAAGCUAAGCGAUUGCAACUUUGCUUAAAUUGCCAACGCAAGGGCCAUAGUUUACAACGGUGUAAGUCUGGACAUUGUCGUCAUUGCCCAGGCAAACACAAUUUGCUUCUCCAUAUGAACCCGCAUACCUCGUCUAUAUCCCCGUCUUCAAACCUACCAACAAUUGAACCUACAGCCCCUUCACAGCAAACACUCAUUUCAUCGCUAACUUCAAGUACAGUCGCUCAAGCCCCAAAAUCGGACGCCAAUAGUAAUGUGUUGCUUGCUACAGCUAUACUUUCAGUCAAAAAUCGUUCAGGUGACUUCGUUCCAUGUCGUGCUAUUCUCGACUCGGCCUCUCAAAUAAAUUUUGUAACCGCUCGCUUGGCAAAUAUGCUGCAACUUCCAUUCAAACAAUCUGCAAUUUUGAUUUCCGGUAUCGGCGAAUCAAACUUUGUUGCCGACAAAGAGAUUGACGUUUUCGCACAGUCGCAAGAUAAAGGCUACAACACUUCGUUCACUGCUGUGGUCACACCCAGUAUUACAGAUUAUCGACCUAACUUCAGCCUUUCUUCGGAAUGGAUAAUACCGUCAAACAUUAAUCUAGCAGAUCCAUUCAUCCAUUAA